CUAAAUUUUACCCCAACGUACAUGACAUAAGAUAAGAGUCCCCUUGACUCUGUUCUAUGUUACAGAAUCCAUAUCUGUCAUCGUUCCUCUUGUCCAACUCAACCAACACAAACAAUCAGACAUGAAUCUAAAAACCCUUGUCACCAGUUCUUCUACUUCUGCUGCAUUCCAAAACCCUAAUAAAUUCUUCAACACAUUAUCUAAACAAUCAUUUCUUCCUCCUCGUAUGUCAUGCACAUUGCCUCAAAAACAUCUUCUUGUCUCCUCCUCAUCUUCUUGCAGAUAUCGAUACACUAUUAUCACUAGUUGUUUGCAGAACAGAGCAAAUGAUGACAAUGUGGAUGCUUCUGUUUCAAGUGAUGAUGAUGAGAGUAUUUGGAGUCAGAUUGGUGAGAUUGUCAGAUUCUCCGGGCCUGCAACUGGGCUUUGGUUAUGUGGGCCAUUGAUGAGUUUGAUUGAUACUGUGGUCGUUGGCCAGUCCAGUACUGUUGAGCUUGCUUCUCUAGGACCGGCGACAGUGUUUUGUGAUGAUUUAGGUUAUGUGUUUAUGUUCCUUUCUAUUGCCACCUCAAAUCUUGUUGCCACUGCACUGGCUGGGCAGGGUAAAGAUGAAGUGCAGCAUCAGAUAUCUGUAUUACUUUUUGUUGGGCUGAUUUGUGGCAUCUUGAUGCUUUUGUUUACUAGAUUCUCGGGAGCAUGGGCCCUGACAGCUUUCACUGGGGCAAAGAAUGUAGAUAUAAUAUAUUCAGCAAACAAAUAUGUCCAGAUUCGAGGUUUGGCUUGGCCAGCUGUGCUGAUUGGAUGGGUUGCUCAGAGUGCAAGUCUUGGCUUGAAAGAUUCUUGGGGGCCUUUGAAGGCUUUGAUUGUUGCUAGUGCAAUAAAUGGGAUUGGCGAUGUAGUUCUGUGCACAUUCCUUGGAUAUGGUAUUGCAGGAGCAGCAUGGGCAACAAUGGCAUCACAAGUUGUUGCAGCUUAUAUGAUGGUUGAAGCUCUGAACAAUAAAGGAUAUAACGGGUUUGCUCUCUCUGUUCCAUCAUUCAGCGAGUUGCAGAACAUAUAUAUGCUUGCAGCUCCAGUUUUCGUUCUAAUGAUGUCAAAGGUCGCGUUUUAUGCACUUCUAGUCUAUUUUGCUACAUCUAUGGGUGUUCAGGCAGUUGCAGCUCAUCAGGUCAUGAUCCAAAUGUACUUCAUGUGUGCGGUAUGGGCAGAACCUCUAGCUCAAACGGCUCAAUCAUUUAUGCCUGAGCUGUUAUAUGGAGCUAAACGAAGUUUAUUAAGGGCACGAAUGCUGUUGAAGUCUUUGGUAAUUGUUGGAGCUUUGAGUGGUACAAUAUUGGGAUCCAUUGGAACAGUUAUUCCCUGGUUUUUUCCCUCUAUUUUUUCACCAGAUAAUGGGAUCAUAAAGGAGAUGCAUAAAGUGCUAGUUCCGUACUUUAUCACGCUGUGUGUUACACCUAGUACUUCUGGUCUGGAGGGUGCAUUGCUGGCUGGACGAGAGUUCAAGUUUAUCAGUUUGUCAAUGAGUAGUAUCGUUUUUUGUGGGGCUUUGCUACUCAUGUUGUUGAGCAACAGGGGAUUUGGUUUGUCUAUAUGCUGGUGGGGCUUGGCGGCAUUUCAAUGGUCUAGAUUUGGCAUUGCUUUUGGACGCCUCACCUCACCAGAUGGAAUACUAUGGUCUAACAAAUCCACACAACACUCUUUGGGGAAUCCAAGUGCUGCUUAGAUCUAUAGCAUUUUAUUUCAGUCUGUAUAUUCUUCAAGGUAAAAUUGGCAUCAUGGCAUGUAGGUUCAUUGCAGUCAAUAUGUGAUUUUAACGUGGUACAAAAUUAGUUGUAAGUUAUACUUUAGUUUAUUUAUCUGAAUUUCUUGUCUUUCAUAUUCAUUCAGAUUGUUUCACUA
Molecule: messenger RNA, 1899 nt
Organism: Daucus carota subsp. sativus
Lineage: Eukaryota; Viridiplantae; Streptophyta; Magnoliopsida; Apiales; Apiaceae
Product: protein DETOXIFICATION 46, chloroplastic
Exons: 14
Coding region: 122-1723 (533 amino acids)
Biological process (GO): transmembrane transport
Cellular component (GO): membrane
Molecular function (GO): antiporter activity; xenobiotic transmembrane transporter activity
Source: RefSeq, a predicted model, not a curated record